AUGGCGGCCUCGGCGAUGCUGGGCAGCGUCGCCCCGCCGCCGCUGUUCACCCGGGUGGCGGACCUCAGGGCGGCGCAGCUGCACAGCGGCACGUGCCCGGCGAACUCCGACCAGGCGACGUCUAUCUGCGGCGGCGAGGGCGGCUCCGACGGCGCAGUCGCAUGCUCGGGCGACGAGGAGGACACCGAGGGAACAGAAAGCGGCAGGGUCGCACGCCGCGGCAAAGGCGACGACCCGCCACCGUCAGGCGACGGCACCGGCAUGACGGAGGCCCCCGCGGCCGGCGCCGAGGGCGGGCCUCGCCCCGACGGGCCCUGCAAGAACGGGUUCAAGGAGUACGGGAACGUCUACGAGAAGCACGAGCCCACCAUGUUCGGCGACUGGAGCCACAUGGGCCGCGUCACCGACUUCUGA
Molecule: messenger RNA, 414 nt
Organism: Babesia bigemina
Lineage: Eukaryota; Apicomplexa; Aconoidasida; Piroplasmida; Babesiidae
Exons: 1
Coding region: 1-414 (137 amino acids)
Source: RefSeq, a predicted model, not a curated record